This is a messenger RNA of Strongylus vulgaris, 222 nucleotides long. The record is from the annotation of a GenBank genome assembly. Lineage: Eukaryota; Metazoa; Nematoda; Chromadorea; Rhabditida; Strongylidae.
GAUUACGCUAGAAGGCGUUAUGAAGAAGCGUUUGAAAAUGGAUGGACAAAGAGUGGUGGUGCCUCAUUUGGCAAAAAAUUUCUUUGCAUGCCACAACCCUAUGAUAGGAUUAUCGCGUUCGCAAGACCAAACAACUUGCUAGGUGAAGAAGAAGGAAAGAUCACACGACGGAUUGUUGCUGUCAACGAUGUCAUGAGGGAUAUCUACUAUGGAGUCACGUAA